Messenger RNA from Colletotrichum karsti, 5361 nucleotides. RefSeq lists its product as uncharacterized. The coding region runs from base 1 to 5361 and encodes 1786 amino acids. The record is from RefSeq and is a predicted model, not a curated record. Gene Ontology annotation, molecular function: ATP binding; chitin synthase activity; cytoskeletal motor activity. Lineage: Eukaryota; Fungi; Ascomycota; Sordariomycetes; Glomerellales; Glomerellaceae. The transcript is spliced from 3 exons. Gene Ontology annotation, cellular component: myosin complex; cell septum; cell periphery.
AUGGCGAGCGGUCGAAUGUCCAUGUACUCGGUGGCAUCCGAGGGUCUCGGGGGCGCUCGAGGUGGCCCUCAGUCUGCUCCUGUUUCCACCACCACCCUCCUCAACGCCGUCCACAACAUCUACCUGGCAUCCCAGCCCUAUCAGUUGGACGCCGGUACCAGUCUCGUUGUCAACACAUGGCUCACCGCGGCCCAGCUUGCCCCCGACGGCAGCACCGGAGGCACCAUAGACAGGGCCCUUACCAGGAGGUCAUGGGAGCACGCCUUAAGGCGUGCCGAAGACGGAUGCAUCGUCCUUGGUUCUCUCCACGCAUCUACUCCGUCCCUGCUCACACCGUUCCUCUCAUCUCUGCCGCCCACGAUCCCCUCAUCCGUCUACCGCGCGCUGGAGGCGAUUCAGCCCUUCCUGAGGUGCUCUACUCCUUACAAUCCCUCCGCCCCUCGCCAUUCUGCCCUCGGCGUCACUUUCACCCUCAGUCUCGGCGGUAAUCUUAAUGGGGCCUCGAUUGCCCUUUCUCAGGGUGGUAUCGACACCGCCAAGGGCCUUCUCAGCAUCCCGCCCGAAGCUGGCUACCGUGCCUUUGACGUAUUCUACUACCUGCUCACCUCGGCUUCCACCCCGGCCGAGAGGGAGUUCCUCGGUCUGAAGUCUGCUUCCAACUACGCCCUGCUGGCAAGAUCUGGCACCUACGACCCGCCCUCCUACCUCCCGACCGCCGACGACGCGGCUGCCGCUGAUGACUUCCGUUCUGCUUUAAAAGACAUUGGUAUCAAGGGCGCGGCCCACCGUAAUCUGAUUUCCACCCUCGCAGGCCUGCUCAAGCUUGGCGACACGCUUGACUAUGACGUAGACGAGGAGGUCUUUGAAGAGAUCUGCGAGGAUGUCAGUGGAUUGCUGUCAAUGGACCCUGAAACCCUUGCCAGACACUGCACGACCGAAGACCGAAUGACGUUCGUCGGCGGUCUCUACGAGGCGUUGGUCGAUUGGAUCAUCACCAAGGCGAACGAUGCCAUCUCGGCGCAGAUCGCGCGCAUCAAAGACGGCGCCGAGUCGGUUGACGGCCGCGGUGCUCGUACGCCCACUUCCAACGGUGACGGCGGAGACACGGUUUGCAUCACCGUUCUGGAGGUGCCCGACCCGAACUUGGGCAGGGCUGUGUGCAUGAGGGGGGUUUUUGACGACACUCUUGGCAUCAACGCCGAGAUGAUUGCCGAUGGCGUAGAGGUUCCUCCUGCCGGAAGCACGGUUGUGCGUGAGAUGCAAACAGCUGUUGGCGAAGUCGGCCCCGAAUUGGGCAUCAUGGCCGGCGCCGCUGGCAGAGAUCGCCAGCAUGAGUUGGAGAAGCGAGAGGAGGUGCUGGAAAAGAUUGGCCACUCCGCCGACGACGACGGGUUCCUCAAGGAGCUUCUUUUCCCCGUCGCCGGCCAAGGUAUCAACCUGGGGCGCACCGGCCGUAUCGAUCUGUCGUCACUCCUGAACUCGAGCCGCGUCUGGUACCACCUUGCCAUUCACCCCACCGAUGACUCGCCCGCGAGCCUGGCCGCGCUGCCCUCCGUGAACUCGGCUUGGUCGGCUGGCACCGUCUCCCGCCAGCUCCGCGCUUGGCGUCUGCCGGAAUGGGCCAACAGGCGCAACAAGAACCUCGACUUCACUGCAGACUUCGACAUGGACGAGUUCGUUCAACGCUAUGCUGCUCUCGGCUGCAAGGAUGGCCGUGAAGGCAUCGAGACGUGGAUUCUCGAACGUGGUUGGACCAACGGCGAAGUCGUCAUCGGCAAAGAACGCGUUUGGAUACGUGAGAGUGCUUGGUGGGAGGCCGAGAGCAUGCUCGACCUGAAGAUCACGGACAACAACCUGCCCGGAAUGGGCAACGUCAUGGUUGCCAACAAUCUCGAGUCCGGGUACUCGGCGAACGGCAGCGGCUACUUCCCGACGCCCGUGUUCGGCGACAACACUCCCAACGGCAGCCGGGACCAUCUCAUAGCUCACCAGCGUAACUUCAGCCAGGGCAACAUCUCCCAAAACACCCUCAACCACAACAACGCGAUGCGCGCGCCGUCGAUCGCCCCCUCCAACAUGCGCAAUGUGCAAAACACGGGUGACUAUGGCUUGGGCACAAAGGGCGACACCUACAAGGGCCAAGUCUUCUACAACAACGAGGGCGAGUUUGUCGGACAGAUGGACCCCGAGCUUGCCGACGGCAAGCAAAUCGAGACAAAGACGAUGACCAAGGAGCGUCGCAUCUGGGUCGCGAUCGUCUGGGCCUGGACUUUCUGGAUUCCCUCUCCCCUUCUGCGGGUCGUGGGUCGCAUGAAGCGACCCGACGUCCGCAUGGCCUGGCGUGAGAAGCUUGUUCUCGUCUGGUUCAUCGUGCUCAUGAAUGCCGCCAUCGUCUUCUGGAUCAUCUUCUUCGGUAAACUCCUCUGUCCUAACUUCGACAAGGCGUGGAACACAAAGGAGGUCGGCACACACGGAGGCGAAAACGACUUUUACGUCAGUGUUCGUGGUCGCGUGUACGACAUCUCCAAGUUUUGGAAGACGCAGCACUCUGACACGGCCAUCGAGACCACCAAAGACAACAUGUUACCGUUCGCCGGCAUGGCCAUGGACGAGUACUUUCCGCCUCCUCUCCAGCUGGUCUGCCCCGGCCUCGGCCUCACGGAGACGCAACAGCUGACCGCGAACAACACCCCUGAGUACGUCAUUGGCGUCCACACCUCCGGCUAUUUCGCCAGUGACCGCACCAGCGCCUUGGGCAACAAGGAGUGGUACAGCAAGACUUUCUUGCCCCGCAUGAAGGAGUACUACAAGGGCGACCUCGUCUGGGAUAAGAAGAAGGUCGAAGAUGAGGGCUCUAAUGAUAGCCACAUGUGGGUCAUCUACGACGGCUCCGUGUACGACCUGACCGACUACUACAACACCAUGGACGUUAACAAGAAUGUGGAAACGUACAAGUUCCUCAACACCAAGCUCACGAACGUCGUUUCCAACAACCCCGGCGAGGAUGUCACUGACCUUUGGAACGACGUCAUCAAGAACGCGGCCUCGAACUCGACCGAGAACACCUCGGUUCAGAACAGCAUGAACUGCAUCAAAAACUUGUUUUACGUCGGUAUUCCGGACUUCCGUUAUUCCGCCAAGUGUCAGGUGAACAACUACAUCAUGUUGGCGAUGACAAUUAUCCUCUGUUCGGUCAUUCUCAUCAAGUUCUUGUCCGCCCUUCAGUUCGGUUCGAAGAGACGUCCCGCGCCGCAAGACAAGUUCGUUAUCUGCCAAGUGCCGGCGUAUACCGAAGGCGAAGAUUCACUACGCAAAGCUCUCGAUUCACUCACCGCACUACAAUACGACAAUAAGAGGAAGCUCAUCUGCGUCAUUUGUGACGGUGUCAUCGUCGGUGCCGGCAACGACCGUCCGACUCCCAAGAUCGUCCUGGAUAUCCUUGGCGUUGACCCCAAGGUCGACCCGCCGGCGCUUCCUUUCAAGUCCGUCGGCACCGGCAGCGAGCAACUCAACUACGGCAAGGUCUACUCGGGUCUUUACGAGUUCGAGGGCAACGUCGUCCCCUACCUGGUCGUCGUCAAGUGCGGUAAGGAAUCCGAGCAGAGCAAGUCCAAGCCCGGAAACAGAGGCAAGCGUGACUCCCAGAUUCUCCUGAUGAGCUUCCUCAACCGCGUUCACCACCGCGCCCCCAUGAGCCCUCUCGAGCUUGAAAUGUUCCAUCAAAUCAACAACAUCAUCGGCGUGGACCCUGAGCUGUACGAGUACCUCAUGAUGGUCGACGCCGAUACCAGCGUCAGGGAGGAUUCGCUCAACAGACUGGUCUCGGCCUGUGCCAACGAUGCCAAGAUUGCCGGUAUUUGCGGCGAGACUGGUCUGCAGAACGACGACAGAACAUGGUGGACGAUGAUCCAGGUUUACGAAUACUUCAUUUCCCACAACUUGGCCAAGGCUUUCGAGUCUCUCUUCGGCAGCGUUACCUGUUUGCCCGGUUGCUUCACCAUGUACCGUCUGCGCACCGUCGACAAGGGCAAGCCGCUCAUCAUCGCCGACGACGUCAUUCGGGAGUAUAGCGUGUGCGACGUCGACACCCUCCACAAGAAGAACCUGCUGUCUCUUGGUGAGGAUCGUUACUUGACAACGCUGAUGACCAAGAACUUCCCGUCCAUGAAGUACAAGUUCAUUCCCGACGCGUACUGCCAAACCGCGGCGCCCGAGUCCUGGAGCGUUUUGCUGUCUCAGCGUCGUCGCUGGAUCAACUCGACUAUUCACAACCUGUUUGAGCUGAUGAAGCUUAAGGAGAUGUGCGGUUUCUGCUGCUUCAGCAUGCGCUUCAUCGUCUUCAUCGAUCUCUUCGGUACCAUCAUUCUCCCUGCUACAACUGUGUACCUUGGAUACUUGAUCUACACCGUGGCCACAAGGUCUGGCCAGAUUCCUUACAUCUCCAUCGUGAUGAUUGCUGCGGUGUACGGUCUCCAGGCUCUUAUCUUUAUCUUGAAGAGACAAUGGCAGCACAUCGGAUGGAUGAUCAUCUACAUCCUUGCCUUCCCCAUCUACUCGUUCGCCCUUCCCAUCUACUCUUUCUGGAACCAGGACAAUUUCUCGUGGGGUAACACACGUAUCGUCAUCGGAGAAAAGGGUAACAAGCAGGUUGUUGCCGUUGACGACGAGGGCUUCGACCCCAGGAGCAUUCCUCUCCAGCGAUGGGACGACUACGCCAUGGCCAACAACCUCCCGGGACGCCGCGGCGGUUACAUGGAGAAGCACGACAUGGGUUACGACGACCAGUACGAGAUGGAUGAGAUCAGAUCCGUCUACUCCUCUGUUCGCCAGGGCUCCGUUCUCACCGGCAUGAACCGCAACAACACCUACAUGCCGCCUCAGUCUCCCGCUCCAUUCGGCGGCCACAUGGCUCGCGCCUCCGGCGCCAACAGCCCGUACCACCACGACCAGAACCUGGCCAACCGGCAAUCGAUGGCCUCUCUGGGCACCCACGACAUCAACCGCAUGCAGACUCCCUACCAGGACUUCCCUAGCAACCGCCCGAGCGUGUCCAACCUCCGUGGUCAGGCCAGCGUCUCGCCCGGCCUCGGCGGCAACCGUUCGCAGUCCGCCCUGGGCCUGAACCGGCCCAGCGCCAACCAGUCGCAAUCGUCGUUCGACUUCCAGCGUGGCAACAUGCAAGGUCCCGACGACGGCAUGAUUAUCGAGGCCAUCCAGGGCGUCCUGAGGGAGGUCGACCUCGACACGGUGACGAAGAAGCAAGUACGCGCUCUGGUCGAGCAGAGGUUGCAGACCGGACUCGUAGGCGAGAGGAGGACAUUCAUGGACAAGCAGAUCGACAACGAACUUGCCAACAUGUAA